CAGUUAGAAAUCAUAGGUCCUUUGUGUUUAAGGACCUGGUGGGGAAAUGAUUUACAACUACCCAAACAAGCAAACCUAUCUUCCUGACAGAGUCCUCACUGGGCGAAACACAUGCUAGUCACGUCCACACUUGGAGCCAGGGUAGAGCAACAUUGGGGUUUCGGUGGCGAUGAUAAUAGAUGUCAGACCGUCAUCUGAAUAUUGAUGCGGAGGCCAGUCUGCGUUCGUAGAGGAGCAGAAGGAAGCAAGAUGGCUGCCCUUUAGGAUUUGUUUGAAAGGAGACAGAUUGCACUUUGCUGGAUUUCUGCGGCGCUGAGGGAGAUACUGAGACUCAAGCGAUCUUUAUGCACCAGUUUGAAGUGUUUUUGUCAGAGCACAGUAAAGGGAUAGUGGUACCGUGGAACAGAUACGUUCAGUGGGUAACUUUGUGGAUGGCCCUCAAGCAGACCAGAUGGAACAGGAAAGAGCCAGUCAUGUCGAGGACAAGAGACUGAGUCCAGUAAUAACAAUCCGUUGCCACGCUCCAGAGUGUCCCGCUGAAGCUCUGUUGGUGAAAGACGAAACUGUAAGUGAAUUACAACAACCAGAAAUCGAGCCGCAUCAGGUCAAUGGAGAUUGCAAAUGGGACAGUGUGAAAAGCAGCUACAUUGAGAGCCACGCACAGGAACAGGAGGGAAACUCUGAGAACCCCGACGCUCGGCGAGAAACGUUAAGAGCCUCCAAGAACGUGCAGAACGGAGUUAAGCAUGUCCUCGGUGAAUUUUCUUCGUAUGGUCUUCAGCAAUGCAAGAAAAUAAAGUUGGACGAAGAGGCGAAUGGGCAGGACGCGGACUUAAAGAAUCAAGAUGCCAAAGUGAAAAGGUGCAUUUGGGGAAAGGGUGGACUUUUUGAGACCGACGGGCGGAAUUCGCCGGGAGAUGCGAGCAAGCCUCCAGCUCCUGACAAUGAAGCUCCCGGAUGCCUCCAACCACAACCAAACAAGAAGGUCGUCAAGGAAAUUGAGAGUUACAAAAACGGAGACGUUCUCCCCUUCUUCGAAAACAACCAGGUGCCAGUUGCAAACGGUGCUAUAAGUUCUGCAUCUUCCACAAACAUUCAGCAGGAUGGUCUCUGGGACAACGCGCUGUCUCCGGGCUAUCCAGAGUUCUUGUUUACUUCAGUAUCCCGUGAAUACACCAGAACAACUCAGACCACAGUUCCCUCACAUACCUCAGGGCCACCGCUGCCCCCCUGGAGCUCCCCCUCUGCGCCGCCGCCGGCUUCAGCUGGAGUCAGCACGGAGGCCCUCGCCUCGGGGAGAUGCGGCACCUUCCCGUCAGUGUGCUCGCUGAAGGCAGAAGGGCAGCAGCUUCGGCAGGUGGCCGCCACCAUGAGCCAGGAGGGGCAGGGCUGGGCGGGGCCGAGACGCCCGCAGGCCGGCGGCCUGGGCGCCACCUGCUUCAUCCAGAUCGCCAGCACCGCCCCCAACACCGUAUUCCGGGUCGGUGCUACCGGCCGACCGGACACUCUGUCACAGGCGGCGGGGCUCGGCUUCCCUCCCGACCGACACAACGGCGGCAGCAGCGGUAACCUGGGCCUGCCGGAGCUGUCGGGCAGCAGGCGGUCUCCGGCACAGGCCUUAGGGCUGCCCCUGCCGACGGCACGGCCCCCAUCGGCCUGCGGAGAGCCGGAGCUGCGCGGCCCGGCCGAAGGUGGGGCCUCCCCCCAGCGGCACGGCAGUGGUCGAGGCGGAGAGCCGGCUCAGCGGGCGCAGGUCGACGCCUGGUCGCCGCCCCAGCAACAAGAGCAGGCGAAGGCCCGGGCGUGGGCCAACUCCGGGCAGCAGGAGGGCAGAGGGGCUGCCCCGAGCGCACGGCCGUCGCAGCCGCACCGGGUAGUCCCGGAGCAGGAGGAGGAGGGGCCGGCCGGCCUGAAGAAGGGCGAAGGGCAGAGGGCGGUGCCGGAGCCCCAGGAGGCGGCGGGCCCCGAAAGGCACGAGUACCGGCCGCAGUCCGCUCCACAGCGCCUGCUCCAGGCCAAGGCGGAGACCCCGGCGGCGGGGAGGACGUCGCUGCUGCAAGGCGCUGCCGCUGCCCCGGGCCGGCCCCACUCGGUGCCCCGGCAGCCGGACGUGCUGCUGGUGAACCCCCGGCCCCAGUCCUGGCACUUGGAGCAGGGAGCGGCUGGGCCAGCUCCCCAUCUCUGGUCGCAGGGGCCCCAAACCCAACAGCCGCAGCUUCCCCCCGACCCCAUGGCGCCAGCUUCCAACCACCCUCACCCGAGCGGUGGCGGGCGACAGCCCGGCGGCAACUUAGAGCAGGUGGAGCUGGUCAAAGUGGAGACCCCAGUGGGGACGUCGAGUGAGCGACAGUCCAAUCCAAUGCAGAAAUACCACAGCCAGCCUCAGAAUACCCAGGGUCCCGCUCACAGAAAACUAAGCGAGUCUCAGUUGAACAAGGUCGUCCUGCAUUACUGCGGCAACCGGCAGAUUAGCCCAGGGGGGACAGGAUCACUUUACGGGACAGAAAGCAGCGUGAGCCAAGGUUUUCUGCCGCCAAGCAAAGGCACUGAUUUACCGCAAAUUCAACACACCCAGCAGGAGCCGGGGCAAGCUCAGAACCCAAAGCAACAAGUCCAUCACACAUCUGUUAUCCAGCAAACCCAGCAGCUACCGGUCCAUCAGCGACACUCACAGGUACCAGCUGAACUCCUCCAGACGCACUCUGCCAGAACUGCGCCGGACUAUUCAGUCCCUCACUCACACCCAACCUCAGUGCAAAUGUUCCAAGGCGCGCAAAAUCCUCGGUGUCCAUCCGUUCAGAAGGAAGAAAAGUUUCAAACAAACACAGCACUUAAAUCCCAUUUAUCGCCACAGGAAGAAAGUCAAAUGAAACCACACCAACAAAGAGUACAAGAUUUCAAAGGACUUUAUAAAGUGAUUAAGACCGAGAAAGAAUCUCCGACAGGCCCUUCACCGAUACUCUCCAACGCCCAGCUGAAAAGCGAACCUGAAGUAGUGAAUGUUAUUAAACAGCAGAGCCAGCAAUUCAGCUGUGACCACCAGAGACAAGAAAGGAGUAUCAUUGAAGCACUGGAGCAGCGCUUCAAAGAGUACCAUCUCUCCUUCCCCUUUGAACGGCAGUCAUGUGUCAAGUCGCCCAAGCAAGUGAAGGUCGAAACUUCAGGGCCGCUCACUGUUUUGUCUGCUACCGCAGAUUUCGAGUCUGAUAUGGGCGGCGACUGUACCUCAGCACUACAAACCAGCUCGUCCACCGAGGCCACGCCAACAAAAAAAACACCAGGAUCCACCCUGAGUAAUUUUUUAGAGUCACCCUUGAAACUUUUAGACACUCCUAUUAAAAGCUUAUUGGAUACCCCGAAAAAGACGCAAUUUGAUGUCCCUGCGUGCAGCUGUGUUGAGCAAAUUAGUGAAAAAGACGAAGGUCCUUACUACACACACCUUGGAGCAGGCCGUGACGUAGCACAAAUUCGAGAGCUAAUGGAAAAUAGGUUUAGCAAGAAAGGCAGUGCUAUAAGAAUCGAGAAAAUUAUUUAUACCGGCAAAGAGGGCAAAAGCAGUCAAGGGUGCCCUAUUGCAAAAUGGGUGCUUCGACGAAGAUGUGUUGAAGAGAAGUUGCUCUGCCUGGUCCGGGAGCGAGCCGGUCAUUCAUGUGACACUGCAGUGCUUGUUGUCCUGAUCCUGGUGUGGGAAGGAAUCCCUUUGCCACUUGCUGACCGACUGUAUGUGGAGCUCACGGACACCCUGAGGAGACAUGGCGCCUUGACCAGCCGCAGAUGUGCACUAAAUGAAGAACGAACGUGUGCUUGUCAAGGGCUGAAUCAAGACACUUGUGGAGCCUCGUUUUCCUUCGGCUGCUCCUGGAGUAUGUACUAUAACGGGUGUAAGUUUGCUAGGAGUAAAGCCCCCAGGAAAUUCAAGCUACUUGGCGAUGAUCCCAAAGAGGAGGAGAAGCUGGAGGCAAAUCUGCAAAACCUAGCUAGUUUAUUGGCACCUAUUUACAAGAAGCUUGCCCCAGAUGCAUUCAAUAAUCAAGUUGAAUUUGAACAGAGAGCACCAGAUUGUCGCCUUGGCCAGGCAGAGGGCCAUCCAUUCUCAGGAGUGACUGCUUGUGUUGAUUUUUGUGCCCAUGCUCACAGAGAUUUGCACAACAUGCAGAAUGGUAGCACAGUGGUUUGCACACUUACCAAAGAGGACAAUCGAGUUAUUGGCCAAAUUCCAGAUGAUGAACAGCUCCACGUGCUGCCUUUGUACAAAAUUUCUUCUACUGAUGAGUUUGGAAGUGUGGAAGGUCAAGAAGAAAAGAUCAAACAAGGUGCUAUUCAGGUGUUGACCUCUUUCCGCCGUGUGGUGAGAAUGUUGGCUCGUCCAGUCAAGUCUGGGCGGCAGAAGAAGGAAUCCAGGAAGGCUGGGCGGCCCUUGAAUCAGGAGAACAGCACUGCAAAAGCCGAGAAGGGGCAUUCAACUACAGCACGAUCAAAUCAGGCCAGCUCAGAGAACACAGCUUCCAAACAGCAGGUGCCAAGUCACACUAUUCCGCCAACUAUUCAACAGCAUACAGUACCCAAUAUCUACCAGUCGGCCCAACCAAGCACUUACCCAGGUUACCAGUGUAAUGGAAGCACAUCAAUUGACAACUUUCAUCAUUAUAUGGGGUCUUACUAUCCCUCACUUGCACACCAUAUGGACAUGUACCGUUAUCAAGUUCCAAUGAAUAAACUAACCUUGCCACCAAUUCAGACUCUCUACCAGCAGUUUUCAAAUUCUUACAGGUUUGGCAAUAAUCAGAUGUGUAUGAGCAGGUUUUGUAAUUAUACUGAUUAUGGUGUGCCAGUUAAUGGCUACAAUGGUUGCCAGAUUGACAACAGAAUAGCAAACAUCCAACAAAUGAGGGGUUAUCCCCAUUUUGAUUCUUCCCCUCAAACUGAGACCCAACUCAUGGAACCUACUUCUAAACCAGCAUCCAAUGUGAGUCAACAGACAUCGGAUCAUCCUGCAGUAGCUCAUGGCAGCCAAUACCCUUCAUACACAAGCUCGUACCGAUCCAGUGAUCAUCGGCCUGCUAAUUCUUUCCAAAUAGAAAAUAAAGAAAAUGAACUUAAUAUGCUUGAAGCUAACGGUACAUCAAGACUUCCUCCAACAAAUAAUUAUGAUGUUGCUAAAACUUCACAAGCAGAGGUAUCUGCAACUGUCAAUCACAAAGUUCCCGAAAACACCUCUCUCACGCUUUCACAAAGUAAUGCACCUGCUCCAGAAGAGCCUCAGGAGGUUUGGUCUGACAGUGAACAUAACUUCUUAGAUAAAGACAUUGGAGGGGUUGCAGUGGCACCGUGCCAUGGAUCUAUUCUCAUUGAGUGUGCAAAACGUGAACUACAUGCAACAACCCCAUUGAAAAACCCUAACAGAAACCACCCAACAAGGAUAUCUCUUGUAUUUUAUCAACACAAAAGUAUGAAUGAGCCAAAACAUGGAUUAGCACUGUGGGAGGCCAAGAUGGCUGAUAAAGCCAGAGAGCGAGAAGAAGAGGCAGAGAGACUUGGUUUGGAUUCUGUGCCUACCAAAUCUUACAGCAAAAAAGCAAAAAGAGAGGCCCCAGAAUCACAUGAACCCAUAGAACCACCACAAAUACGUUUUAUGAGGACUCUUGCGCAAAGGACUAUGACUUUCACAACAAACUCAGUAACUACAGCAUUCCCAUAUGCCUUCACACGGGUUACAGGGCCUUAUAAUCGUUGGAUAUAGCUUCAUACUCACCUGGGUUACCUCAUUUUCUGUCUAGCAUUUGGCAAGGCAGCUGUGCUAUACCCUAUGGGGAAGAAACAAUGUUUGAUUCAGCACUGGCAAAAAGAAUAAAACACCAGCAAAUGGAGACAGGCUACAAAACACUUACCCUGUAUCCUAAUUCAAAUUUUAAAGAGUGCUCACAGUAAGGACCAAGCUGAAAAGUGUCCUAUGCAAAAACUGUUCUAUCAGAACAUUAUUCUGGAAUAUGGAUACAUACAGGGCCUUUCUGUAAAUUAAUUUAAGCUAAGUAUUUAUGCUAGACACAAGUGACCUCUAAUGUCAUUGAUGAGCCUAUUCCUAGGAAACAGGGCAGGAGCUGAACCCAGUCCUCUGGUGCUGAGUGUUUAUACUAUUACCAGGGCAACAUUCAAUAACUACACAUUUCCAACAUGUAGUUUUCAUUGCAUAAAAUGUCUAUCCAAACUCAUAGUAGUUUGUUUGCCUUUCCUUAUAUGUUGAUUGCAGAUAACAGUCAAUUCAUACAGCUGAAAUUGAUUUUAAUUGAUUAAUCAGGAAAAAAAACACUGAAAAGUUUGAAAAUCAUGGUGCUAUGAAACACUUGACCAUCAUGGUGCUAUACUUAGAGGAUUUUUAACAUCUUUGAUGUAAAUUUCAAAUGCCAUUUUAAUGGUUUCAUAAUUAUUAACAUUUUUCAAUUGAUUAAUUGAUGCUGAGGUGUCCUCUCAUAAUGAAGAGGUCUUUUAAUUUAAAGCUACAGCUGUGUUAAUUAAAAAAAAGCCUACAUUUAAAAUGUAGUAAAGUACUUUGGAGGGUCGAUGAAUUCUGAUUCUAUAGUAAUCCUCAAAAUGAAUUUCAUGGAAUAUUUUGUAAGACUUUGGUGUUCAAAAAGCACUUUGAAUAUUUUAAACAUUGACAUCUUGAAGGGUGAUAGAGUACUAAGGCACUAAGAAAUUUACUGUAAAAUAAAAGAUUGUCAAAGUACUAUAUGCUAUCCUACCCAUAAGUCAGAUAUAGGCUAUGUGUAUACCCUUUAAGUGUCAUAGAUUACCUUACAGUUUGGGAUUUACUGGACACAAUGGGAAACCUUAAAAGAAUGCCACAUAAAACACUGAUUCUGGUGCUCGCAUACAAUAUGCAGCUAUAUUUGUAUGUUAAAAUAUAAAAGUCUGUACUAAAUCAUUAAAGUUAUUGUGCAUUUUUUAGAUUCUAGGCUUUCAUAUUAACACUUAUCCCACAGCAUGUUUUAGACAAAAAUACUAUGGUUAUCCUAGACCAAUUAAAACAUUUAUAAAUGAAUUAUAUAGUCAUUCAGUAGAUUUGAUUUACAAUGAGAUGCUGAUGUUUGGAUAUGAAUGCUUUUACAGUUACAAUAUAAGCAGAGUCAUUAGGCAAGAGAGCUGAUAACAUACCAGGGAAGAAGAAUACAGGGUUAGUUGUAUCAAAAUGGCAAAAUCAGGCAGCUGGCUUGCUGUGGUAAUGUUAAAAUCAUUAAUUUGUAAAUAUGAAAAUAUAAAAAAACAAAAAAAUUAAAACUGUGUACAGUAAAUUAAUUUGUAAACAGAAAUUUCUUUUUUUUUACUUAAUGCUUUUACUAUUUUAGUACUGUAAUAUUUUCCUAAUACUUUCUUUUAAGCUUUUUUUCCAGAAUGGUGCUACUCAAUCUGCUACAGUUAAAAUGUGAGUUUAGGAAGUGUAAAGGGGGUUGGAGAUGUUCCUACUUGUCAUAUACCUCAGCUCUUGUACUGGGCAAUAGGAAAAUGAUGUUUCAGUAGUCAGUAGUGUUUUGUACACCAUCAUUGUUUAAUUUAAGAUAGUCUUUAUGACAUAAACACUUUUGUUUCAUUUUGAUACUUGAUAACUUGAAACUCAAGCUUUUGUUCUACAAGAUGAUCAGGGAUAUUACAACUCUUAUAUUCUCCUUUUGCCAAUACAUCACCUGUGUUUUAAUACCACCCUUUGUUUUAUUUUUCAGGGAUACCUUCAUUUUGUUUAAUCCCUAUUUGGAUUUUACGUGUAUAGUGGGAUACAUGUACUUGAUGCUUCAAAUUGAGCGUUUGUGAAGCAAUGGUUUUGUUUUUAAUUCUAAGCAAGAAAGUACGUAAUAGUUCUUUUUUCUUUAAGAAUUUGAAUGAUGUAUGCACUGAGCUGAUAAAAGGGAAGAAAAAAACAAUUGAGAUUUGUUAUUUUCAUGGCGGGUAGGGGGUUGGAUUAGUGUCUCAUAUGAAUGAAUGAAUGAACUUGUGCCACUUGUUGUACAGGGCCCAGCUUCAGUAGCAACAUGUCUGUUGGAAGUAAAGUGCAUGUAUAGGGUAUUGGGUUGAUGCUAGCCAUACUUGAAGAAGCUUCAGAGUGGUGUUGACAUUACUUGAAUUUAAUUUCAGUUUGAUUGACGCACAGAAGUAUAUAUUGUUCACUUCUCAAGUUAGAGGUCAAUGUAUACUCAAGUGUAAGAUACUUAAUUGAAUUUGACACUAAAAGUCAGUUUUGGUGUGCAUUUCAUUCUAUUCUGUAUUUUAUUUUAGCUUUGCUCUUUACUGAUAAAUUGGGUAUGUUGAAAAAAGAUAAACGAGGCUGGUUAUAAAUACUGUAAGUAAUGUACUAAAAGCGGAAAGUUAUUUGAAAGCUGUUUAUUAUAUCAUUCCCGAUAAUGCUGAGAUGUGGGUCUUUUUAAUAAAAUUUAUAUUUAUUUAAUGCAGA
This is a messenger RNA of Pristis pectinata (smalltooth sawfish), 8440 nucleotides long. Its product is annotated as methylcytosine dioxygenase TET3-like. Gene Ontology annotation, molecular function: DNA 5-methylcytosine dioxygenase activity. Gene Ontology annotation, cellular component: nucleus. Gene Ontology annotation, biological process: oxidative demethylation; myeloid cell differentiation; positive regulation of transcription by RNA polymerase II. The record is from RefSeq and is a predicted model, not a curated record. Lineage: Eukaryota; Metazoa; Chordata; Chondrichthyes; Rhinopristiformes; Pristidae.